Molecule: messenger RNA, 1120 nt
Organism: Zingiber officinale
Lineage: Eukaryota; Viridiplantae; Streptophyta; Magnoliopsida; Zingiberales; Zingiberaceae
Exons: 5
Coding region: 169-882 (237 amino acids)
Source: RefSeq, a predicted model, not a curated record
GGCUUCUGAGCCGCUGAAGAGCCUCUUCUCUUCCUUCGCUCGCUGGCUCUCUCGCGCGGCCCUCUCCACGGCCCAAGAGUUCCGCUUCUCCUUUGUAUUGGCGAUUGUUGCUAUUCUUCACCCGAGUAUAUACCAUCUUCCUCACUUGGUCUAUAUUGAUCGAGAGAAAUGGCUGCUCAACCGCAGUUGUUGAGGAACUCGCCAGCUUCUCUGCCAUUGCUCCUCUUCCACGCUAAAACGAAGGCAAAAUUAGGCAUAAAAAUCGGAUCUUUGGCCACUUAUGGGCCAACCGGAUGCACCAGCGGUCGGCGGCACCGACUCGUCGUCCGGUCGAGCAGCGGCUCCAGCAGCGGAAGCUUGGAGAGAGGAUGGCAGGAGUGGUGGAAGCCCCCGGGGAAAGGGCUGGCGGCCGCCGGUCUCACCCUCAGCGACGUCGUGUGGCCAUCGGCAGGUGCGUUCGCCGCGAUGGCGCUUCUGGGGAGGAUGGAUCAGGUGGUGGCUAGCAGAGGCCUUUCGAUCACGAUUGCUCCUCUCGGGGCCGUGUGCGCUGUGUUGUUCACCACCCCCAAUGCUCCUGGUGCCCACAAGUACAAUAUGUUCGUUGCUCAGAUUGGGUGCGCAGCCUUUGGUGUCUUAGCACUUUCAAUAUUUGGUCCAGGAUGGUUGGCAAGAGCAGCUGCUCUUGCUGCAUGUAUGGCAUUCAUGAUUACCACAGGCGCUACUCAUCCUCCAGCUGCAAGCUUACCCAUUUUGUUCAUUGAUGGUGCCAAAUUCCAUCAUCUAAACUACUGGUAUGCCUUGUUUCCUGGGGCAUUUGGUUGCAUUCUUCUCUGCUUAAUUCAAGAAAUGGUGAAUUAUUUGAAGAGAAACUGCAAGUUUUAGCAGCAGUAAACCCACCGUUAAACGAUACAAACUGUGCAUCUUCUUCAAAAAUUGUAAAUGGAUCCUUAUCAGUGAUGUUGAAUAACAAAACCAUUUGAUACUAUGAGAUGUGAAGAUUGGAGUGGCUCAUUUGAUUGUGACAAGUUUGUGAUUCUUGCUUGAUAAAAACCAUACAAAGUGUAACAUAUAAAAGAUGACUACUCAAUGAAAAGGUGACAAAAUAAGUGGAAGUAAAUAA